AUGAAAUGUGUCAAUCGUCUGAACAAGCGAAGCCGAAUUCAUUCCGAUGGAUCCGAUGCCACUGAUGCUGAUGUGCAACCAAAGCGCGAUCACAUCGAGGGACCACGAUUUGAACUCGAGACCUCUUGUGGACAUUGUUCUUUGGUGGCCGAGUAUCGAAGUGAGCUGUUGAAGAACGAGAUCGAAAGUGCUGUAAAGUUGCUGGCCAGACGUCUUGGCUCCACUCCACGGAUACGAAUGCCCUUACAGGGAAUGCCCAACAUUGUCGUCUCAUCGAUUUCUUCCGAUGAAGACGACUAUUUAUCGUCAGGACGGCAGAACAGCACCGAUCGCGGCUCAUCGCUGCAGACUUCUGAGGCUAGGUAA
Messenger RNA from Ostertagia ostertagi, 366 nucleotides. Lineage: Eukaryota; Metazoa; Nematoda; Chromadorea; Rhabditida; Trichostrongylidae. The record is from the annotation of a GenBank genome assembly.